Messenger RNA from Penicillium olsonii, 1128 nucleotides. The record is from the annotation of a GenBank genome assembly. NCBI's taxonomy places the organism in Eukaryota, Fungi, Ascomycota, Eurotiomycetes, Eurotiales, Aspergillaceae.
AUGGCAGCUCCCCGACUUUUCCGCCCAACAGCCCGUCUGUUUUCUUCGCGCCUUGCUUCCACCGCUCUGCGCUCCAACCUGCGCCAGUCUUCUUGCGCCCCGGCUCUGCGUCGCGGAUAUGCCACUGAGAACGGUACCAAGGAGGUGACCGUCCGUGAUGCCUUGAACGAGGCCCUGGCCGAGGAGUUGGAACUCAACCAAAAGACUUUCAUCCUUGGUGAGGAAGUCGCACAGUACAACGGAGCUUACAAGGUGACGAGGGGUCUUUUGGACCGUUUCGGCCCCAAGCGGGUUAUCGACACCCCCAUCACAGAGGCCGGUUUCACUGGUCUCGCCGUUGGUGCUGCUCUUGCUGGUCUGCACCCCAUUUGCGAGUUCAUGACCUUCAACUUCGCCAUGCAGUCCAUCGAUCAGAUCAUCAACUCCGCCGCCAAGACCCACUACAUGUCCGGUGGUAUCCAGCCUUGCAACAUCACCUUCCGUGGCCCCAACGGUUUCGCCGCCGGUGUCGCCGCUCAGCACUCCCAGGACUACUCCGCCUGGUACGGCAGCAUUCCCGGUCUCAAGGUCGUCUCUCCCUGGAGCUCCGAGGAUGCCAAGGGUCUGCUGAAGGCCGCUAUCCGUGACCCCAACCCCGUCGUCUUCCUCGAGAACGAGCUUAUGUACGGCCAGGCCUUCCCCAUGAGCGAAGCCGCCCAGAAGAACGACUUCGUCCUCCCUCUUGGUAAGGCCAAGAUCGAGCGCCCCGGAAAGGACCUGACCAUUGUCUCCCUCUCCCGCUGCGUCGGCCAGUCCAUGACCGCCGCCGCCGAGCUCAAGCAGAAGUACGGUGUCGACGCUGAGGUUAUCAACCUGCGCUCCGUCAAGCCCCUCGAUGUCGAGACCAUCAUUGCUUCUCUCAAGAAGACCGGCCGCAUCAUGGUCGUUGAGUCCGGCUACCCCAUGUUCGGUGUCUCCUCCGAGAUCCUCGCCCUCUCCAUGGAGUACGGCUUCGACUACCUGACCGCCCCCGGUGUCCGUGUCACUGGUGCUGAGGUUCCCACUCCUUACGCCGCCGGCCUCGAGGCUAUGGCCUUCCCCCAGGAGGACACCAUUGUCAGCCAGGCCGCCAAGCUGCUGCGCGUGUAA